GUUUGAAUUGGGUGGCGGUUAGCCAUCGCCGGCGCAGCGAGGUUUUUCUCAGCUCUUGUUUUGCGCCCGCAGCCUCCGCCGAAGCGCCAUGGCUCCUAGGAAGGGCGGCAGUCGGACGGCCAAGACCAACUCCUUACGGAGCCGGAAGCUGGCCUCCUUUCUUAAGGACUUCGACCGUGAAGUGGAAAUACGAAUCAAGCAAAUUGAGUCGGACAGGCAGAACCUCCUCAAGGAGGUGGAUAACCUCUACAACAUCGAAAUCCUGCGUCUCCCCAAGGCGCUGCGCGAGAUGAACUGGCUCGACUACUUUGCCCUUGGAGGAAACAAACGGGCCCUGGAAGAGGCAGCAACAGCUGACCUGGAUAUCACUGAAAUAAACAAACUAACAGCAGAAGCUAUUCAGACACCCCUGAAAUCUGCCAAAACACGUAAGGUAAUGCAAGUGGAUGAAAUGAUAGUGGAAGAGGAAGAAGAAGAAAAUAAAUGUAAGAAUCCUCAAACCACAAGAGUCAAAAGGUGUCCUCCAUCCAAGAAGAGAACCCAGUCCAUACAAAGAAAAAGCAAAAGGAAAAGGUCAAGCCGUGGUAAUAUUAUUACCCCAGCUAUGGGCCGAAUGGAGAUGUCCAUGGUAAAACCAACUCCAGGCCUGACACCCAGGUUUGAUUCCAGGGUGUUCAAGACCCCUGGCCUGCGGACUCCAGCAGCAGGAGAGCGGAUUUACAAUAUCUCCGGGAAUGGCAGCCCUCUUGCUGACAGCAAAGAGAUCUUCCUCACCGUGCCAGUCGGGGAUGGAGAGAGCAUGCGAUUACUAGCCAGUGACUUGCAGAAGUUCGAUAUUGCACAACUGGAUCCAGAGGCCUUGGGGUCCAUCAAGAAGCUCUCCAGCCGUCUUGCCCAAAUGUGCAGCAGCAUACGGACCCACAAGUGAAAAGCCAAACUUGACCAGAUGGACUUUGAAUGGGCACUUCUGGGACCCUGAAGAGAAUUCUUCCCUUCGGGCUUACUGUUUGUUUGUGUGUGAAGUUCCAAAAUAGGGAGCAGACUCCUCUGGGGGAUUCAGAAAGGGGGAAACACACAUGAAAUCCCACAUCGGGUAGAUAAAGCUUUGCUGUUUGGCCCCCCAACCCAAGUGACCCCAGGCACUGCUUGCUAUCUGUGUCCAUGCAGUGGGAACUUCCAUUCUCCCAGCUGAAUUCUCCCUGCUCUCUGAGCUGCUUCCUUUCGCCUCCUGUAACUCAGCAUCCAUUUGCCCUGCCCUACCUGCAAUGGAAGUGGUGUGAAAGAACCCAUGUUCUCAGGAAGACCACCUACCUACCCUCUGCAUCUGGUAUUUCUGCUCCUUGUAUGCUUAUGCUUGGGGUUUUACACUUGGGCCAUGAGAGGGCAGGUCCAAGAAGUGGGGUGGAGGGCACUAUGCAGAGUGGAGCAGGAGAGGUCUUAACAUUGACCUCAGCAGAACACACAUGUCCACUCCAACAGCCACCCCUACCCCCCUUCUCUUGUCAAGGGUGCUAAAUGGGCUUUGUGGUCUUUCACCUGUUGUGUCUAGUUCUGUCCAAGAUGACUUGUUACAUAGUGUUUUAUGUUUUUCCCUAUUUACUGAAGACCAAAAAUUGGUUUGUAAACAGUAUCCACGUCUUGUUUCUCUACCUCCCUAGUUAGUGGGAAUUUGGAUAAAGGAAUUGUAGGGCUUAGAUUCCAGGGGGUUUUAUGUGAUUACCUACAGAGUAAUCACCUCUAAGCUACUCCAUGGUCCCUGCACAUCUGCAGAUUCUGCCAAGAGCACUUCUCUCUUACGGGGUUCAUGCCCCGGGGGAGGGGGAACUUGUCCGGUGGCCUCAUUCACUAAACUGUCUCGUGUUUAGCAUGGACUCACUAUGAGGAGUCAGCAGUGAGAUCCCUGUGCUCCAGGCUCGAGGGCACAUGGCUUUCUCAUGUGUGGCUCUUUGCUGUGUUUGGUACUGUUUUACAAUGAAACCAAUCUAGUAACUCAGUCCAAUGAAUUUGAGUUGUUUUAUUCUUUCUGUGAGAUAUUUGUACAUAUUGUUUAUCUGAGUAAUGGUAUCUCUAAGCUGAUUUGUUCUAAUCAGAGCUACUGAAAGGAGCUAACGUUCAAUAAAGUCGGUUUUGUGUUUUCUUUUAUAAUCAGUAUUCACUUUGCCUGUCUCAUCCAAGCUGUGCCCCAUGGACUCUGGGGACUCUGGAGCUGAAGUGACUGGGGCCAGGGUCUUUGGAUGGCUACUUUCCUCCGAAGAUGUGAAAAUCUAACUUCAGGCAGGAUCUCUCUGAUAUCUG
Molecule: messenger RNA, 2295 nt
Organism: Nycticebus coucang (slow loris)
Lineage: Eukaryota; Metazoa; Chordata; Mammalia; Primates; Lorisidae
Gene: CDCA8
Product: cell division cycle associated 8
Exons: 11
Coding region: 89-928 (279 amino acids)
Biological process (GO): mitotic sister chromatid segregation
Cellular component (GO): chromosome passenger complex; chromosome, centromeric region; spindle midzone
Source: RefSeq, a predicted model, not a curated record